UACGUCCUCCUCGGUCUGGCUGGUAGCCAGGAGGCGAACGCGGUGGCCAACAUCAUCACCAACAACGUCAUCAACAGUGGCAUCAAGCUGGGUUCUGCAGACCUCAUAACACGUGCAGAGGCCAUGGGGAAGCUGCAGGAAAUCAAGAAAUUAGCAUCUCAGGUCUCCGAGGACCAGUCCUCAAGCCCACCAUGGAUGCUGUCUAGCGCUGCCGGCGUUGCUGAUACUAAUAGUCGGUUUCUACCACCGGGAAACCGAACCAAACAGGUUGCCGACUGA
Dibothriocephalus latus is the source of this 279-nucleotide messenger RNA. NCBI's taxonomy places the organism in Eukaryota, Metazoa, Platyhelminthes, Cestoda, Diphyllobothriidea, Diphyllobothriidae. The record is from the annotation of a GenBank genome assembly.